Bursaphelenchus okinawaensis is the source of this 2748-nucleotide messenger RNA. NCBI's taxonomy places the organism in Eukaryota, Metazoa, Nematoda, Chromadorea, Rhabditida, Aphelenchoididae. The record is from the annotation of a GenBank genome assembly.
AUGACUCAAACCGACUACAUGUACCAUGUGAUGAAGUUGGAUAAGCCCACGGCAUUUGCUAUCUCUGAUUUUAUUGUCAUGUCUUCGCUUUCCGCCGGCUUCGUUGGAGCUUUCAUGAGCGAUGGGUACUGUGGUCAAUAUAGGUAAGUUGUGGUUUUUGGCUUGUAAAGAAAGUUCUUGCCAUUUUAUGUUUUGUAAAGAAAGUUCUUGCCAUUUUUUGAUUUGGAAAGAAAAUCCUUGCUAGUUUUUUUUAUUAAAAAGAGAGCUGGACUAGGCCGUGUUGUGCCGGAUUGGUCUAAAACUCUGUGUUCUAGGCUGGGCUGAGAUGAGCUGGUGUAGACUGCGUUGGGCUGGGUUAGGUUGGGAUGGGUUAAACGGGGCCGUACUUGACUGAGUCAGGCCUGGUCGGGCUGGACUAGCCUGAACAAAAGUGCAGAGUGAGGUUAUACUGAGUUUGGCUUGGCUUGUCAUGAUUUGGCUUGACUUGGCUUGGCUUGGCUGCUCUGGUUUGGUCUGGUCAGGUUUGGGCUGUUUUAGCUUGGCUAGUCAGUUUAACUUUUUGCCAUUUCCAGAACAGUAAUGAUAUUUACCCCACUAUUCUUCUUGUCUACCUCAACAUUGUGUUGGUCAUCGGCGGCCGUGUUCAUUGAUACUGAUAGCCAUGCCAUCAUGGACUCUUUUCUAUUCUGUGUGAUAUUCAUCACUGGAACAGCUAUCAUACCAGCCUACAUACCGCUAAUACUACAACAACUUCAGUCGUACGAGAAGAAGGCCAUAUACUAUAUAGUACCGAUCAUACACUUUGUUUCGAACGCUGCCGGGGUGCUGGCUGGAAUUAUAUUUCCAAAGGUUAACGGUGGGUUUGAAAUUUUCAAAUUUUUGAAAAUUUUUAAAAUUUCGAAAUUUUUUUUUAAAAUUGAAAAAUUUUCAAAAUUUUUAGAAAUUUACUGCUACUACGACCGAAAAUGUUACCCAGCCACAUUCGGCUUUGCCACAGCUUACAUUCUACUUGGAUUUUGUUGUUUCGCCAUGGGCACCUUCCACUACAAGACCAGAGAACCAACUCACAAUCCUAUCAUUGACGCUGUAAGAAUCUACUGGGUAAGUUUAUCUACCCUACCCUACCCUACCCUACCCUACCCUACCCUACCCUACCCUACCCUACCCUACCCUACCCUACCCUACCCUACCCUACCCUACCCUACCCUACCCUACCCUACCCUACCCUACCCUACCCUACCCUACCCUACCCUACCCUACCCUACCCUACCCUACCCUACCCUACCCUACCCUCCCCUCCCCCUCCCCCUCCCCCUCCCCCUCCCCUCCCCCUCCCCUACCCACUAUUAGCCCUAGUCCUACAGUACCUACAGUUAGCUCUGGCUCCACAGUACCUACAGUUAUUCUUAGUCCUACAAUACCUAUAAUUAGCCAUUUUUCACUCUUACUGUACCUACAGUUAGCCUUAGCACUUCAGUACUUGCAGCACUGGACUUUACUGCAGUUUAUUGUCUGUACUGUGCUCUACAGUAACCCAGAGAACUCUAAACCGCUCUACCUUACUUUACAUUACCCUAUCUUUCACUACUUUACAUUACAGUACUUUACGGUAUUUUACUUUUUUCUACAGUACUCUAAAAUGUUCUACCCUUCAGUACCUUAUCUCAAGCCUACUCUACCUCGAAAAAGGCUAUCAAGUCGUUUCCAAGCUAUUAUACACUGUAAUAUGCUUUAUGCUUUUUAGAAAGCCAUAAAAAACUAUAGACGUUCAUUGAGACACAAAGUUGAAGUCAAGCCGAUUGUUCUUCACCCAUUCACUUCUUCUAUGUCAUCGAAGGAAAUAAUCCGAAAUCGGUAUACCAAGGAACCGAUUAAGUUACUGGAUUACUAUAUGGACACUCACAAAUGUAACCAGGAUGAACUAUGUGUACAACAAAAGAGUGUCAGAAGGAAUUCGUUCUAUUGCCAAAAAGUAAGUAGUUACGGUAUUAUGCGGAAUAUACGGAACUUUUUUGAUACAGUAGAAUAUCAGUAGGUACAGUAAAGCACCGAUGGGUCCUGCAAGUAUAUACUACAGUACGGUAGCAAACGACAGAGUGUUAUGAAGCCAUACGGUACAGUAGAAGUGAUAAAACAUAAGGUUUAGGCACUUUAGGGUAAGGUAUACGGUAGCUUUGGUUAUGGUAAAAAUAGUUAUCACGGGCUAGGGUUACAGUAGGAAAGCUAUGUCUAGCUUGGACUAUAAUAAGGUUCAGUAACAUAUGGUAAAGAGAAGUUGGAUACUGUAGAGUACAGCAUGUAGGGUAGGGUAGGGUAUUUUUAUGCAAGGUACUGUAGGUUAACUUGGGGUACUGUAGAGUUACUUAUAAUAUUGUAGGCUACUUUAAGGUACUGUACGUUUAAGUCUAGCCUUAUAGAAAAGCGUCUAAAGAAUGCUACUUUCAGCUCCAGUUCAUUGAAGACAUCCACGUACUUACCAAGUUCGUAGCCCUACUGAUACCUCUAACACUAUGGUGGAUAGGGUACCAAUAUAUCAUGGAAGUAUCAGAAGUCCUAACCUACGAAGUGAACAUCAAAAUACACGGUUUUAUGUUUCUGCCAGAGUAUUUUUGGCCGCUGUACGAAUUCAUCACAUUGGCUACGGUAGUUACGGUAUACGGUAUCGUAUACCCAGUAAUGCGACGUCUGGUACACUUGAACUUUGUCAUGCGUAUCAAAUGGGUCUAUUCUUCAUGGUACUGGCAUUAA